Messenger RNA from Lynx canadensis (Canada lynx), 360 nucleotides. It is a transcript of the gene SMIM2, whose product is annotated as small integral membrane protein 2. NCBI's taxonomy places the organism in Eukaryota, Metazoa, Chordata, Mammalia, Carnivora, Felidae. The record is from RefSeq and is a predicted model, not a curated record.
AUGGCGACUGGUCACGAGGCUUCCCAGAGCGUUCUCGGUUCAAUCCUCCAUUUCUCCGCGUACUCAGAAUACAUUUGUUUAACUGCUUCGGGCAGGAAGGAGGUUGGGGAAAGGACUGAUGCCAGCUGGCUGCCUCAUGGGGAGCUAGACACACAUGGCUAUGCCAUUAGCCUCCUGUUCGGCUUCUAGACGGGUUUCAUCUGGGAGACCUACAUAGUCCUUGCUUGGAACAACACAGUAUAAAGCUGCCCUGGUGCUAACUCGUCUUCUGAAUAACCACACACUGAAAUACAGCAGAACAAGAGACGGGGCCACAAAGAAGAGGACCACAGUCAGGUGCCAGAAGCAGGUGACAUCUAG